AUUGUAACAAACGAGAUGAGCAAGAAAAUGUGGCACAAAAUAUUCAAAUCGAAGUCGCAGAAGCAGCAACAGCAGUUGAACAAAAUCAAUAAGCGUCACAGUCGCGGCCUCUACGAGGAGUAUCAGCAAUUAAAUGAGCUGCUCAAUGGUGAAAAAUCGCAAGUCGCGCGCGUUUCCAGUGAAAAUGAAAACGAAAACGGCAGCAGCAACAGUUGCAGCAGCAGCGGCAACAUCAAUGUAUUCGAGCAGCAGCCGCAGCAAAGUUCUUUCAACUCGCUGGCGCUUAGUGAGGCGCAACAGCAGCAGCAAAAGCAGCAACAAUCGCAACAGCUGUCAACAUUUUCGCGCGUACGCAACACCUUCUCACUGCGACGCAACAGCAACAGCAAUAACAACAGCAGCAGCAGCAGCAAUAACAAGAAGCAAACGCCCAAUGCCAAGUCAACGACAAUGGAGUCCGACGGUGAUGUGGAUGACGAGGUGGUGGGUCCACCGCCCGGUCCACUGACCACGGGCUUCUCCGAGAUCAUAGCGGAGCAGGUAGUCACCAGCAGCAGCUUAUCAGCCUGUCCCAACUGCAGUCGCACCUUCAACACGGAUGCACUGCGCAAACAUAUUGUCGUCUGCGAGAAGAUGAAGGCGAAGAAGCGCAAGCCGUUUGAUUCAUCGCGUCAGCGUCGUGAGGGCACAUCCUUGUCCACCUAUGUGCUGCCCAAGAAUUUCGGGCUGCCCAAUGCAGAGAAGGCGCCGGGCGUGCAUACGCCGCCCUCGGCCAGCCGCGAGACAUCCUCAGUGUCAAGCAGCGCUGUGCCGCAAGAGAACUCACCACAAUCAGCACGCCGCAAGGCCAAAGAUACGACACGAGGCUCAUUGCGUAAAGGAGGUGGGGCCACUGCAGCUGCCGCUGCUGCUGCUGCUCCUGCUGCUCCUGCUCAUGCCGAGCCGCCGGCAGCACCAGCGGCACCUGCAGCCGCUCCUCCUUCAUCGAGCCGGCCACGCGCCACAGAGCGUUCCAUAACCAGGCGCAUCAAGGACUCCGCCACGGAACAUUGUCCGCAUUGUGAGCGCAGCUUUAAUGUUAAGGCCUUCGAUCGCCAUGUCGAGUGGUGCAAGGAGAAGGCCAUUCAGGCGAAUAUGAAAGCUAGCAAUACCGCCGAGACGAGCAAGGCCAAGGAGCGUAUGGAGGCGCGCAAGAAGUAUCGUCCGCCCAAUCUCAAAACCAAGCGCUCCAUCAAUCGGGACAAGUACUCGGGUGCACAGGAAGAACAGUAUGAGCCAGAAGUAGAGCCCCCGAUGACGCCGUCCGUGCAAAGCGUUAACUCGCAAAGAAGUGCGCCACAGCCGCCGAUGAGGGUGCAACGCCCAGAAACUCCACAUGGAUAUGAUGCACCGCAGGGGAGAAACUCUCCAAUGCCAAUGAAUAACCAGUAUAAAGCUAAUACACGCAUGCUCGCCGAGGAGCCAUCGAACGUUGUCUACCAGGAACGGGGACAUAUGAGUGCAAGACGCAAACAGUACGAUGAGGAUGAAGCCGAUGAAGCCAUGGAGCGCAUGCGUCAUAAUCCUGCCUCCGAGACCAUGCAGGUGGCCAAAUUGGAUUGCGUCGAGGCGGCGCAUCUGCAGCCAGCCAGAUCCCAUCGCAGACCUUCAUCCCAUCGCGCGAAUGUCGAGUCUCCCGAGGUCAUGGCUGGCCUACCCCAAGUCACGAUGACUUUCGAGGAGCUCAAUGGUCUGAUCAAGCGUCAAGCACACGCAGGUGCCGCAAAUAUUUGCAACAUACAAAUGGAUAUUGAAGAUCCGGAAUUGAACGUAGCACCGAAGCUGCGUACAUCCACAUCGCUGGUGCGUCAAGCCCGUCGCCGCAUACGCACCCAUGAGAAUCCGAAUAUAAUUUUGCGUCCUCUGGAGCCGCCAAGCGAAUUUGUUCAUCAGCCGCACACUGAACAGCAAAGCCAUCGCUCGGCUCGAUCCCCAGCCCCAUUGCGUCGCAUUUCCAACGAUCAAUACUCUGGCUCCGAGGACGAGGAGGAAAACUUGCCGCAUGCCGAAAUACAAGUCAAGCUGGAGGCGAGCACCAUUCAAGCUGUGAGUCGUCCGAGGAAGCGUAUACAGCUGCCAGUCAUCCUGAACAGCGCGGAGCCGAUGCGCGCCUUGCCUCUUCCUGCUGCCAAUUAUUUGCCGGCUAUUGAUAUGAAAAGCGACUUACAGGACGAAGAUUUGGAAGAUGAAGGUGAACUGGAUUACGAUGAGGCUGACAUGGAAGUUGGUCAGCUACUCAGCAAGGCUAAGCUAUUGGAGGGUCACUACGAUGACGAACUGGACGAUGCCGAGGAGGAACAGCCCGCGGUGGUGCCAAGGAGUGUCAAGGGCCGCAGUACACCAUCCAAUCUUAGUCGACGUAUGGUAGUGGUGGAACAGGAUGAAGAAGGCACCAUGUACAUUAGGCAGCAGCGAUCGCCGACGAAUAGCAAACGAUCAGUACGAUCGCUCACCAAGAGGUCGAAUUCGAGUUUAUCAAUUGGUGGCGAAUCAUUCAAAUCGGCACAUGCCAACACUGGCUCCUACAAGACACCAAAUAGCAGCGGCUCCUACAAAACACCGCCGAAUGGCGCUUUCAAGACGCCGUUGACCAGCAGCGACGAGAAGCUGGAGCGCCAGCUGUCGAAUGCCUCCGCCACCAGCAGCAACAGCAACUACCAUGGCGAGAAGGGGCAGAAGUCUAUGGACGAAUCAAGCAAACGUGAAAUAUUUAUAAGCAUUGAAACUGAGGCCAAUGCACAAGGGCGUUCGCCCAUCUCACCGGACUCACUGCGUCACAUGGUUGGCAAUGCACAGACGCCCAUCGAUGUGCUACAUAUUGAGAACGGCAACGAGCCGGAGCAUGCUAAGUUCAGCAAAAUUAGCGACAACGAGGAUCAGUUCGAUGAUGAGACUGGGCGCGUUCAUUAUCAGAAUCGGGUGAGCACAGCUGUGACAUCACCACUGCCCAAUGUAGAGGCAAACAAUGCCAAGAAUGUGAUAGAGAAAAUGCGCAACGAUUUCAAACAGCUGGGCGAGGAGGCGAGCGCCUCGGUGCGUCGCGAUAUCUUGCAACGCCAGGAGCAAGUGCAGCAAAAGCAACAGGAUGUAAAGGCAACGACGCAAUCGCCAUCAGGAGAUUCGGAUGAGCUGAGUAGCCUUGAUGGAUAUCCGAUGUCCUCAUCGCAAUCAUCACGUCGCGGAGCUAGUUCCAAGCUUAGCACUGACUCAGCUUACGGCAGCAGCAACUCUCCAUACUGUCUGUCCCGUCAGCGCUCUAGUGAGCUGCAGUCUAACAAUAAUACGCCGCGCACCCCGGGCCAAUCGCGCCCACACACUGCAAGCGGAGCUCCAGCCAUGUCCCCCAAACAGUCCAACAGCAUGAUGGAUGCCUCAACGCAGGCACAAAGCAACUAUGGCACACUGAAGGCGCGCCAGCGCAUGUUUGCACCCAAUGGUCUCGGCAUUAAUACCGAUGCUGGCAACGGCAACGGCAAUAUGGAAUAUUCCAGCAGCAGCUCGGAGCAGCUGAUGCAGCAACAGGAGCAGCACCAACAGCAUCACAAGCAAAACUCAAAUUAUAACUACAUACAGCAACAGCAAUCUCAGCCUCAGGUAGCCAACAAUAACAACUACGAACUUAACGCAUUGAACUUAAAGAACAACAACAACAAUAAUAGUGGAGGUGUUGGUUUAACGCCUACGACAUCUCAGCACUCCCUGCACAGCAGCAAUUCGAAUGUUUCUAUGAAAAUGUCCAAGUUUUGUCACGAAUGUGGCGCCAAAUUUGUGCUAGAGCACGCCAAGUUUUGCAUGGACUGCGGCGUUCGACGCGUCGUGCUCUAAGCUCAUUGAAACCGCUACACAUACAGACACGCCACACACGCACGCACACACACACUUAUGCAAAGCGUUGCUGAGGUGGGAGGAUUAAUCUGUGUUGGUCAGGCAGGAGCGGUUAGUGGAAAAGUAGUGGAGGUUCUUAUACCAAAUGUAGUUCUUACCUGAGAGAUCGA
Drosophila hydei is the source of this 4034-nucleotide messenger RNA. Its product is annotated as homeobox protein 9. Bases 16 to 3864 code for a protein of 1282 amino acids. NCBI's taxonomy places the organism in Eukaryota, Metazoa, Arthropoda, Insecta, Diptera, Drosophilidae. The record is from RefSeq and is a predicted model, not a curated record. The transcript has 8 exons.